Messenger RNA from Tetrahymena thermophila SB210, 3654 nucleotides. Its product is annotated as tetratricopeptide repeat protein. Lineage: Eukaryota; Ciliophora; Oligohymenophorea; Hymenostomatida; Tetrahymenidae. The transcript is spliced from 10 exons. Gene Ontology annotation, molecular function: protein binding. The record is from RefSeq and is a predicted model, not a curated record.
CAUUAUUAAGUAAAAUUAGUAUUAAGUAAAGUUAGGAUUUUAAAUAUUAAGCUUAUUCAAAGCAUAAUGGCAAAAUAGUAAAGUAUAAAAGAUAAGAUAAUUAGUAAAAGUAACACACCAAAGGAGGUAAAAAAAUAAAAAUGCUUCGGUUUCUCAGAGUCUACGAAAAGAUAGUUUUCCGUUUUUUUACCAUUUUGUGCUGUUUUAGUUUUAGUUAUUCUAAUCUAAUCAUUAUUAAUAUAGCUAGUAUACCUAUAGCCUUUAUAAAAUAAUAUUGAAGAUGCUAUAUGGGGAAAAUACUAGUAAUACUUGUAAUCAAUAGCUUAUGGAGAUAAAGUUACAAUUAUGCUGUCUUAUUAACGAGUAGUUACUCCAAUUUAGUCGAUAUCUUUAUUUGUAAAAAAGUUAGUUGUAAAUAAAGUUAACUUAGCUGAUUUAGCUAAUUGGAAUCCUGAUCAAACAAACUCAUACUCUUAUAGGUAAAUGCAAUCUUCAUAACCAAACUUCAGAAAUGUAAAUGAUUUCACAGCAGCAGAUUUAUGUCCUUUUGAUAGCUUUUAUAAUGAUAAUUAAGGAAGUUCAACAGUAUAAGAAUAUAAAAGAAGAUAGUACUUUGGAUGGUCUAAUUGGUAGCAAAAUAUUUGGGAAAGCUUAACUGAAGAAUAGCGAGAUUAUUUAUUGUAUGUUGAUAUGGCAAUGUCUGUUGGGAAAAUUAUAUAUUAUAAUUAAAAAUUUGAAGCAAUUCAAAAAUAUAGUUUUUAUAGUGCUCGUGAGUAAGACGAUACUUGGUAUGGCUUCCAUCCAGGAGAAAGAUUAAUGAGCAAAGGAAAAUUAUGGAACACUAAGGAAUUCGGAGGUCCUUUUAGUUGUAACAUGUAAUCGAAUGGAGGAUAUUUAGAAUACCAAUUACCCAAAUCGGAUUAUUUUAAUGGGUAUGAUUUUAACCGUUAACCAUGCGCAAAGACCAAUUAAGGAACAUGUUAGUGCCCAUAUUAUACUUAAAAUAGAAAAUUUCCAAUUGUUUGGAGAUGUAGACCAUGGUAUUUAGCCAGUGCUUAAAACGCUUAUAUUACUUUUGCUGAUGCAUAUACAGAUGUAAAUACAGGCUAAUUGAUAACUACAUGCAGCUUUAAGGUUGUAACUUAGUAAGUUAAUACAAUAGAUGACGAAAAUUAGCAAUCUCCUUAUAUGAUAUAAAGUAUCGACUUAACUCUUGGUAAUCUUUAAUCUAUGUAUGGAAAAGGUGACGUUAACUAGGAAUACUCUUAUCUUGUUGCUCCUUUAACUUUUAACUAUGAUACAAAUGUUGGGCAUUAUAAUUAUACAGCUUUUUAUCAUCCUUUAAAUAAUGGCACGAAAUAGACAAUUCUUUAUUUAGAAUUUGCUAACUCCUCAAAUUAAGAUGAGGAAGUGAAACUAUACAAAACAUAAACUGCAUUCAUGUUAAACGAAAAUAUUAGAGAGGAUGGCUGUAGCCUUUUUUCAAGCUCUCCUUCUUCGGGAAUAGAUAACGAAGAUUCAUCAAGUUCAUCUUCUUCUCAACAGUAAAGUGAUAAUAUUAAGGGGAUGUAUAUUUAAAAAAAUGGAACUAAUUUCUACACAAUAUUCUCAACUAUUAAAGUAUGUUAUGGAAACCUUUAGUAACAAAAAAGUUUGGUUGUAGGUUAUCUUGCUAGAGCUAUAUCUGAAGAUAGAAAGUAUUAACUCACUUAAACUAUUAGAAAUAAUUUACAAUUUAUGCAAAUGGUUAUCAUCUUAACAUUAAUUGGAUGCUUUUUGAUAAUAUUUACAAUAUUGUUUUUUGUAUUGUAAAAAUUUUUGAAAUAUAACUUUGAAGAGCCAAUAUAGAUUUUAUCUAAAGUUAUCAUGGAAGCAGGACCAUAAGAAAUUCAUCAACUACAGAAUGCGAUUGAAAGUGGCUAAGUGAGGACUCAGCUAGAAUUAAAAAAUUUGUUAUCAGCUAUUAAUAAUGUGGUCAUAGGAGUUCAGAAAAAAGUUUAAUAAGAUCUUGAUGAUAAUAAUAGCAACAGCAAUGAUGAUUAAUUAUAGGAAAUAAUAUUUAAAGAUGCUCUUUAAACUUUUUAAACUGUUGAGCAUAAACUAGGCAUGGGAAUGUGUUUAAAUAAUAUUGGGAACAUUUACAUGAGAAAAGGAGACUACAAGACAGCUUUAAAAUUAUAUAAAUCUGCUUUUUUGUUGUCUUAGGAAUAGUACAAGGAAGAAAUUAAAUAAAAUCAAGAUGAUUAGUAGCAUAAAAAUAACCAUGAAUUUUUGAUAACUGAUUCUACAAAAAGAAAUUUUAUGAGGAUUUAUGCAUGCAGACAAUAUUAGAUUGGUUGCACAUUAUUAAAAGCUGCUAUUUGUUCUAUUAAAAAAUAUGACACUGUCAUUGAAAAUUAAAUUAAUUAAAUUAUUUAUGAGGAAACUUCUGCAAAUUAAUUAAUAUUAAACGAAAGAAUUGUCUCAGAUGAAGAUCACAAUAGAACAGAAAAUAAUAAUUAUUUAAUAAAAUCAGAAGCUAGUCAAUAAAUAAAUGAUGCAAAUUUUUCUUAAAAUAGGAAUUUAUUAUAACCUUCUAUCAAAAACCUAGAAGAAAAAGAUAGAGAGUCUCCAAUAGUUAAAAAGAGAUUGAAAAACAAAAAAUCAAAUACAGAAAUAAGUACAUAAAAAAUAGCAACAUUUAAAAAUUUGAACGCAGUCAAGGAGCAGUCAUAAGAAGAAAUUUACCCUAAAAAUGUUAUUAAAUCUGAUAAAAGAAAAAAAACAUUAAUUAAAAUAAAUGAAUAGCACUAAAACCCUCCAAAUUAAAAUCAGGAAAAAGAUGAAAUUUAAUCAAAUGAAAUUGUUAAAAGAAUAUCUUAAGGAAUGAAAAAUAGCGGAUAUGAGAAUGAGAACGUUUUUUCAGAUCGUUAUUAUUAAAAGGUGUAACAUAAAUUAAAUAACUCUCAAGAAAAUUAAGGAAAUCCUGUUUUAAUGAAUUAAGGAGUCAUCUUUGAUGAUAAAAAUAGUUACUUAAUGUAGGCAUAUGAUUUAUUUUUCGAUGUUAAAUCUAUUUUUGAUAAGCUAGGAGAUUAUUGUUCAUAAAACUAAUACUAUGAAGCAUAUGAAUAUUACAGUUUAUCAAUAAUAAAUCUUCUCAAAUUAGCUCAGUGUUAGUUACUGCUUGGAUGUAGAAAUUUUGUAGUAAAAGAACUACUUAAUUAAGCAAAAGAACAAAUUUAGCUCAAAGUUAAAAGAUUUUAAAAUUCGUAUGCUAACACUAUACCUCAAGAUGUUCUUUUGUAAAAGUACUAUUUAUUGAAAGCAUAGCUCAGAAUUACUGAAGAAAAUUACCCUAAAUGUCUUAAAAAUUUAUUAUAAAGUAUAAACUUUUGUUUUGAUUUACGUUCAAGUCACGAAAGUCAAAUUAACUAAACUUUGGAACGUUAUCAUUUUUAUGAUCCUUUGGAAUCUCUUUAGUGUGUUGAGAUAUUAUAAGCAUUAAUUAAAAGAGAAAAAAUUAACUUAUCAGCUUCAUAAAGGUAAUGUCUUGAGAAGGACUACUUUAACCUAAAUGAUUAGUGCAAAAAAAUAUGUGAGCCUUAUUUCUUCGAGGUAUUUUUCAAAGAACCUUAGCAAUAAAAUGUAUAGCCAAUGGAAUUACCUUAAUUAUGA